Dunckerocampus dactyliophorus (ringed pipefish) is the source of this 873-nucleotide messenger RNA. RefSeq names its product heme-binding protein 2-like. The coding region runs from base 20 to 589 and encodes 189 amino acids. The transcript has 5 exons. NCBI's taxonomy places the organism in Eukaryota, Metazoa, Chordata, Actinopteri, Syngnathiformes, Syngnathidae. The record is from RefSeq and is a predicted model, not a curated record. Gene Ontology annotation, cellular component: cytoplasm.
ACGGCAACAGCACUACAGUAUGGAACGGUCUGUGUUUGUGCUCUUAGUUCUUGUUCUGAUUUCCCUUUGUAAAGGACUGACAACUCCAUAUUUUUGUCCCAUCAAACCGUGCCCUGAAUUUGUUUUGCUUGAGACAAACCAUGGUUUUGAGACACGUUUAUAUAAUGACAUGCUUUGGAUUACCACCAAAAUUGAAUCAGAUGACGUGAUGGCUGCACAUUCUAAAUUAAAGGAUUUCUGCGAGAGACAGAGACUAGCGGGUUAUACAAUACCUGACGCGUGGCCUGUGCUGAUCACAGUCAUUGACGAUGACAUGUCCUGGUUGUCCUGGUUUGUUCCAAAUGGCACAGCCGUGGCUUCUAUCAGUGACCCAUAUGUGACACAGGAAACAAGACCUGGUGGGACUGUUUAUGUCCGAAAAUUCAGUGGAUAUCCAAGCCGAGAUUCUGGCCUACAAAAUGCAAAGAAGCUGUGUGAGGAUUUGACUAAAGCGCAGAAGAAAUUCAAUGCAAAUACCUUCUACGGGGCUGGCUAUGAGCCCAUCUGGAGUGUGAUUCACCACAAUGAAAUCUGGAUCUCUGCUGUAUGAGAGACAUAGUCCAUUAAGGAAGUAUUCAGAAGUAAGGUAUGCAGAACAAAAUAUUUGCUGAGGAUUAUCAGCCGACUCUUAUGCUGGGCAUGUGGCUCAGAAAAGUCAUGUUCAGUCCUGUUCAACCUGUUUGCUCAGAAGCACUGGCACUUCAACUGACACAAAAACAAAAAAUCUUUGGGCUGCUAAAAACAGAUAAAUUAUGGGAAAUUAAAAUAUGAAUUCAAUAAAGUAUAUAAUUCCAGUCCAGUGGUCUCUCCAUUGUAACCUGCAUGCAUGUUGAA